CAGCGUUCAUAAUUGUAAACAGCUUGACGCGUGACGGCAGGUGACAAAGUACACCUGCAGAAAAUCUGCUUUUGGGUUCUAACCAAACUUGUGGAUUCAUUCGCAAAAUUCUCAAAUCAACAUGCGGAAUACACAUCUUUUGCUGAAAUAUUGUGCCUUGCUUACAUUAUGUCUUUACCAUAGCACUCGAGCUGCGGUGUUCAACCUCACAAUCUUACAUACGAACGACUGUCAUGCCCGCUUUAUGGAAACAGACCAAAACGGUCGGAUAUGCACGGCAGAUACCGCCGACUGCUUCGGCGGGGUUGCACGACGAGCUACCGUAGUCAACGAAGCAAGGGCUCGUGAUCCCGAUGGGCACGUUCUGUUUCUCGACGCCGGUGAUCAGUUUCAGGGAACAGACUGGUUCUACACGUACCGUGGGAACGCGACUGCGCACUUUAUGAAUUUACUAGGGUACGAUGCUAUGGUCCUUGGCAACCAUGAGUUUGACAAUGGAAUAGACGGCAUUGUUCCCUUCCUCCAAAACGUGACCUUUCCCGUGCUCAGCUGUAACAUCGACGCCACCAACGAGCCACGCCUACAUGGGCUCUACGUAUGCAGUCACAUUUUCCAAAUGGGCGGGGAAAGAGUGGGCGUGGUUGGCUACACCCUCAAGUCCAGUCCCGAUUUUUCAAAAACAGAAUCAUUGGUGUUCAAUGAAGUGAUCCCAGCUCUCCAACCAAAGGUCAACGAUCUGAUAGUCGUCGGCAUCAACAAGAUCAUCGCCCUCGGUCACGCAGGGUUCGACGUCGACCAGGCCGUCGCUCGGGACGUCAAGGGGGUCGAUAUCGUGGUCGGCGGACACUCAAAUACUUUCUUAUACACAGGAGAAGCGCCCUCUAACCAAGUACCCGUUGGAGACUACCCUUACAUUGUGCAUCCAGCCCAUGAUAGUGAGGCAUCCGUACUGGUCCUAUCAGCCUACGCCUAUGGCAAGUACCUGGGUCACCUACAGGUAACAUUCGACGAGAACGGGACCGUGACGGACUAUGCUGGGAACCCUGUUCUACUGGACGGCAGUGUCGAGAAAGACCCAGCCACCCUAGCUGCCGUUGAAGCCUGGGAGGUGAGAGUCGAUGAAAUCUCCAACGAGGUUAUCGGUCGCACCGAGACCAGACUCAACGGCGACCUCGCGACCUGCGGGACACAGGAGUGUAACCUAGGCAACGUGAUGGCCGAUGCCAUGCUCUUUGACCAUGGCAUGGACUGGUAUGGGGCUAACAUCGCCAUGACAACGUCUGGAAGCAUCUCUUCUUCGGUGGAAGCAGGUGACAUUACAACAGGUGAUCUCAUCACCAUAAUGCCCUAUGGUAACACAAUCGACAAAGUUCGUCUCACGGGCAGGGACCUUCUCAAAGUCCUUGAGGUACCCAUGGUGACAUUUGACCCCUCCAUCCCAAUCUACGGCUUCCUGCAAGUGUCGGGGAUGGUGAUCGAAUACGACCUGACUCGGGAGAGUGGCGAUAGGGUUCACCGAGCGCAGUUCCGCUGCAUGACCUGUACCGAUGACGGCACCAACGAGCUCAUGGACGUCGACCCUGAGGGCCACUACGAGGUCAUCAUGAACAGCUACAUGGCCGGUGGGGGAGGGGGCUACGACGUCGUACGAGAGAACAAGAUGGAGCAUGUCAGCGGAAAUAAUGAUGUUGACGUGACAUCAAGCUUCAUCAAGUCCACUUCUCCUCUCAACGAAGAAGCAGAAGGAAGAAUCAUACUCUACGAUGACGUCAAUAGACCCUCGUCUGGUCCCACCAUUAGACCUACUUUUGGACUAAUCAUUCUCCUUUCUCUUUGUGCAUUAUUUCAGAUGUACUAGACUUUAUUGUGUUUCAAGUCUUAAAGGAAAAAAAAAAUAAGUGUCAUAUUUGUUGUAAAUUGUUUAUACUACGACAGUGACAGGAAGAUGUGGAAAGUUGAUGGAAACAAUAGACCCUCAUCUGGUUCCAACAUCAUACCAAUUUCAAGACUUUUUCUCCUUUCUCUUUGUGCAUUAUUUCAGAUGUACUAGACUUGCGUUUCAAGUCUUAAAGUAAAAAAAAUAAAAAGUUGCAAGUGUCAAAUUUGUUGUAAAAGGUUUAUACUACGACAGUGGAAGAAAGAUGUAGAAAAUUGAUGAAAAACAAUAAACCCUCAUCUGGUCCAAGUGUCGGGCUUCGAUCUAAGGCCCCCUCCCCCCUAAGAACUAUUUGAGUACUAUUUUGACCCCUAAAACAAACAUCUAAACUAUAAACAAGAACAAAUAACCAAUGUUUUAUCUCUUUUUUUGGAAAAAUGGUAUUUCCUUGUGUUUUGUAUAGAAAUCAACAUGCAAAGACAAAAGGCCAUGUGACUUUGUAACGGUAUAGGUCCGAUCUACGAAAAAUUUAGUUUCAAAAGAUGCGCAAGACUCGAAAGAAAAAAAGUCAUAAAAUUUCAGCGCAAGAUUCAUUCGCGUUAAAAAGUUAUCGCGAAAAAUGUAGAGGGUGUUAAGUAAGAAUUGGUUAAUGUUCACAAGACUUUGUUCAUUCGAUUGCAGAAUUAUGGUAAGUUUUGCAGGAUGGAGUGUGUGAAAAUUGGCACUUCAUAAUUCAAUGAACUACAUGUAAAUCUACUAAAUUAAACCUGAACUAUUAAAGUUAGUAUAUUUUUUCGCAUACUGGCCAUUAAGUAUCCAUUGUCGUAAUUAUAACACUAAUUAAAGUACUCCCAUAAUUUGCAAACAAUACUUCCUAUUUGAAUUAUAUGUUAAUGUAUACAUCUAAAAAGUAGUGGUUCUGCCAAAUUGACUUUUGAUUUCAAUUUUUGUAUAUAAUAUUUCAUCUGUCUUCCUCUGUCUAUACAACAGAAUAAUCAUGUUUAUUAUAAAUGUUACAUGACAUAUCUGUUUCAAUAAGAAUAUAGAAUAAACGGCACAGAUAUAUUUAUUUGAUGGAGGAGAAUGUAGUAAUAAUAUUAUGUGAACGGAA
Molecule: messenger RNA, 2987 nt
Organism: Strongylocentrotus purpuratus (purple sea urchin)
Lineage: Eukaryota; Metazoa; Echinodermata; Echinoidea; Camarodonta; Strongylocentrotidae
Product: 5'-nucleotidase
Exons: 8
Coding region: 122-1858 (578 amino acids)
Biological process (GO): AMP catabolic process
Cellular component (GO): plasma membrane
Molecular function (GO): metal ion binding; 5'-nucleotidase activity; nucleotide binding
Source: RefSeq, a predicted model, not a curated record